Elgaria multicarinata webbii is the source of this 1126-nucleotide messenger RNA. It is a transcript of the gene ID4, whose product is annotated as inhibitor of DNA binding 4. The record is from RefSeq and is a predicted model, not a curated record. Bases 210 to 686 code for a protein of 158 amino acids. Gene Ontology annotation, molecular function: transcription regulator activity; protein dimerization activity. The transcript is spliced from 3 exons. Gene Ontology annotation, cellular component: cytoplasm; nucleus. Gene Ontology annotation, biological process: negative regulation of transcription by RNA polymerase II; cell differentiation; circadian regulation of gene expression. NCBI's taxonomy places the organism in Eukaryota, Metazoa, Chordata, Lepidosauria, Squamata, Anguidae.
AAUUUCAAUUUUUUUUUUACACGAUUCUUAAUUUUCUAGCCCCCCCCUUUCCCCCCCUUCCUUUGAAAAACCCGGAGAUUGUGUGCCACCCGAGGCAGGCUCCCCAUCGCGUUGUUUUGCCCGGCCAAGCGCGGCUGCAUCUGGUCUUGUUGCACUGCGGUUGGGAGCUGCUGAGCUCCGGCGCCCGAGGGCGGUCGCUGUCUUACGCUAUGAAAGCGGUGAGUCCCGUGCGGCACCCCAGCAGGAAGGCACUGGCCAGCGGCUGCUGUUGCGGCGGCGGCGGCGACGGAGGUGGCGGCGGCGGCGAUGAUCUGGCGCUGCGUUGCCUGGCCGAGCACGGCUGCUACAAGGGGAGCCCGGCGGCGGGCGAGGAGCCGGCGGCUCUGUGCCUGGAGUGCGAUAUGAAUGACUGUUACAGCCGCCUCAGGAAGCUGGUGCCCACCAUCCCGCCCAACAAGCGGGUCAGCAAAGUGGAGAUCCUGCAGCACGUCAUCGACUACAUCCUCGACCUGCAGCUGGCUUUGGAGACGCACCCGGCGCUGCUCCGGCAGCAGCAGCAGCAGCAAGCGCCCCCGCUGCACCCGACGAGCUACCCUGCAGGGCCUCCCCGGACCCCGCUCACAGCGCUCAACGCCGACCCGGCUGGCGCCGUUAAUAAGCAAGGGGACAGUAUUCUGUGCCGCUGAACUGCACUUCCAAGGUGUGCAGCAGGCAGAUCCUGAGCCAGAGAAGCAGAAAGAAAGACACAUUAGAGAGGGGUGGGGAAAGAAAUAUCGUCCGCUGGGCAAAAGGAAAUAUGAUAAUAACAAUAAUUCAACUACUCCAGAAUUCUUUCCAUACUUCCUUUAGAGCGAGAGAAAGAGGGAAUUUUUCACGACUUUGCACGUUCAUAGCAUUUUACACACAUCUCUUAACUCUUUUGUUUUAGAUCAGAUGUGAAUUGUACACUUGUCUGGGAGGGAGGGGAUUUAAAUCUUCAGCAUAAGUGUGGCGCUUCUGUUGGGAUAGAAGAUCAAGGGCAAAUUUGGAGUUUAGAAGUAUAACUUUAAUGCGCUGAGCAGCUGAAAUCUGAAGCUUUACUAAUCUACCAGAGGCAUUGUAGAUAACUUUUUGUUUUGACAUCUAU